UUUUAUAGUUUGGCAGAGUCAGUGUUUAUAUGCAUUUUGGAUAAGAUUGGUACCAAAAGUGGUGUGCAAUGUACAGACAGUCACAAAGCCAUAGUAAUACGCAAAUACAGCGAAAGUCUGCAGUCUAUCUCUACCCAGUCCUUUAAUCCCACACAAUGCUAUGUAAUGACUAGCACUACGGAGGGAAUAACUUCGGUACCACCUUACACAACUACUGACAACCCACUGCUUGCCAAAUGUCAGGACAGCGCUUCCAUUACGUCGGCAGCAUACAUCUGUGUCCUUUCAUUGUAUAAUAACAUAACAACAGCAGAGAACAAUUCUACUUUUUGCAGCGUAAUGGAUGUUGCUUUUUCUUGCAUCAUGAAGACGAUAGAAACUAAUCACAACAUCAGCUGUCCAGCGGGGGACAAAGAAAUAAUGAUCACCAGCUAUGGACCUGAUCUGAAAAUAAACCUCAACCUCAGAUUUGAUCCUACUGAUUGUUACACAUCGGAGAGGGUCGUGAGAGCCACUAGAGUUAGGAGAAGUUUGGUAUCACCGUGUCAAGACAGUGUGACGCUUUUCUCUAAGGGAAUAUAUUGUAUGGCUCCUCUCUAUAACAACAUUUCAAAUGAAAAUUCGUCAUUCCAACGGUUUUGUAGCGUUUUUGAAGAUUUUGCUGUCUGUGUGAUGGGUGAAAUGGCUGCAGAACACAAUGUGACUUGUGGUCAGUUGGAAUACAAUACCUUUGUGAAGACCCAUAGUUCAAGCAUGCACAAAACCAUGGGUCUUGCUUUCAAACCAUUGGAUUGCUUGAUGAUGUCAUCAACAACCGAGGGACCUAACACUACAUCUACGAUAGAAACGACAACUCCUCCAUUUAAUUCGUGUCUAGAUCCCGAUUCCACUUUUAUCAACCUAAUGCCAUGUAUCGGUCCUGUCUUUUUGUCUUUGAAAACGGAAAGUAAUUUCACUGUUUUUUGUGGGCUGACUUCCAACAUUUUUGAGUGUCUCAUUAACAAACUGGAGACUUCCUUAAAUACGACCUGUUCUGGAACUGAUGCUGCAAGGACUGCACAAGUUUAUGGAUCAACGAUUCAAAAUAAAUUGUCCCUGACAUACAAUCCUGUUUUGUGUUAUAAGAACAAAGGUGAAUCUGAGUCCAGUCUUACACUGCAACCAUCAGUAUUGAUUACAGCAUCUCCUCUUAUAAGAUCUAGUGUUGGAACAGAACUUCCAAGUAUAUCAAAAACAGAAGCUUCUUUUAUCAAACCCACUUCGACAUUUCUGUCUUCAGUUUCAACUAAAGCAUCUCUUUUGAUCGAAUCAACUGCAUUUACUACAGUUUCUCCAUUAGUUGACUCCAGUUUGUUACCUCAAAGUGAAUCAAUCUCAACAUCUCCUUUAACUGACUCUAGUUCAGCUUUAAUCCCUUCUAAAUCUACCGCAUAUCCUUUCACUGAAUCCAGUGCAGUGUUUUCUAUGACGACUGAGACUAGCACAUUCCAGACCACUGCUGAACCUCGUCCUUGCCAAGACCUAAACAAGGUCACUCUGCACGUGCUAUCGUGUGCUGGGCCUAUUAUAUUCUCCCUUCCUUCAGCAAAAAAUCCAGAAGAAUUUUGCAGAUUGUUUAUUCAAGUCUUUGAUUGCAUUGUGAACAAAACAGAAACAGCCUCAAACAUAUCAUGUUCAUCCAAUGAUAAGGAGAUGAUUGUGCAAACCAUUGGAUCUCAGAUACUCAGUUCACUAUUAAUAUCAUAUGACCCAAAUAUUUGUUAUGAAACCACAACCAUCAGUACAACAAGUAGUACACCAACAGAAAUCACUGCCACCACUACAACUGAACCUAAGCAUUGUAGAAAAUCAAGUCAAAUUAAUUCAGAAAUUCUUCCAUGUCUUGGACCAUUGUUUCCAUCAAUAACAUCUGCCCAAAAUCUUCAAGUAUUCUGCAGAUUGAUGGUGGAUAUGUUCAGUUGUAUUAUCAAUAACGUAGCUUUGGAUGGUAACAUCUCAUGUUCAGAGUUCGAUCGCCUCCAUAUAGUACGAACGUUUGCGCCCGAGCUAGACCAGACUAUUGCAAGUCCAUUCAAAAUCAUGGAGUGUACUGAGCUGUUUGGGGGAACAACAACAACCAGUUAUCAGAAUGUAACGCUGUUGACACCUACGUCCCCUUCCCCAAGCACUGGACUGACAGAUUCUACCACUCAGUCAUUCUCUACCACCUCCAGACACACAACAUCCGCCACCGGAUCACAGUGCAGAAGAAAAUCUGAGAUAUUUACACAAGGUAUACAUUGUAUUGGACCACUAUAUAGAAAUUUUUCCACUGAGACACAAUUUCCAGAUUUUUGCAGACUGCUGCACUCUGUUUUCCAAUGCAUCCUGGGUCGUAUUGAAGCAAAGUAUAAUACAACUUGUUCGACAUCAGAUCUGAUGGCAGUAAAACUAUUAUAUGAAACAGAAAUAUACAAGAGCAUCCCGCUGAAUUUUGAUCCAGAUGAGUGUCCAGAUAAUACAAACUGUUUUGAAGUAUUGGUGGAUGAACGAUACCCAAAAUGUUUUAAAACAUUUUCAUUGUAUGAAAAAUUCAAAUCUCAAGUUUAUAAUCUUAAGCUCUCCGCAUCGGAAACAUGCAGUUUGUACAGAGGCAGUUUGCGAUGUAUAGGCAAUUAUCACAGAAGCUGCAGCAUUGAAGACACUCACAGUGUUAUAAGUCAUUCUCUUGUCGCCUUAAAUUCAACUAUAAAUCCAUCUACUUGUUCUGUAAACGGUACCUACCCUAAAUCAGUGUGUGAAGAUGAUGAAUUCUCCUUACUGGUGAUUCAUGCAGACUGUGGAUUUCAUUCAAUUCUCAUACCGUUCGAUUGCCAAAGACAUAUGAUGGACUUUAUCACUUGUGCAGCAAAGAGCCUCUCUUUUCUCAACUGUAACAUUGAUAGCUUUUGGAGAGCUUUGACCGUUUUGUCUUCUUCAAACGCAAGCUUCUUUGACAGGAUUAAUUCGGGUAGAGGAAAUGAUGUUGUAGCCUGUAUAAAUCAACUAAAAGUUUCUAUGACUACUCCAGCCGUCCCUAUGACUACCGAGCCUCCAGAAGAAGUUAGCAAACUGUCCUUUUCAAUUGUUCUUUCUGGUGUUGAAUGGAAUACAACCCUCCUGAAUAUGACGUCUGAAUAUUAUCGUAUUGUCACGGGUUACAUUGAUGGUAAUGUAACAGUAAUAUUUGGAUCUGAUCCAGCAUUCUUACAAAUUGAAGUUAUUUCAUACAGAAAGAAUGUAGACAAUCUAACGAAAGUGGACCUGGAAAUCACAUACAACAGUACUAUACAUGUUGCACAAGACGUUUAUGAACAGCUGAAGAGACUGACUAACUCGGGGCUCAUCUACAAUCUGUCAGUUACUUCUUUUCUGAUGUUUGAUGAAAAUACAAGGAAUUCGAGUUGUCCUACUGUGACGUCAGUGUCAACUAGCUGUCACGACGGAUGUGUAAAAGACACGGACUGUUCGACCAAUGAGAAAUGUUGUUCCAAUGGAUGUGGGCGAAUCUGUCAGAACAGCACAGAUUUCCGGUCAAGUUAUGAUCUCAGAUAUUUAGAAUUUCCAAUACUUCAACAGAAUGCGGAGCAAAUGCUUGUAUCAGUCACAUUACCAGACUACAAAUGGACUGUCGAAUUAUUGGAUCCAAAUUCAUCUGUCUACAGGGAAAUACAAAAGGCAGUUGUUACAAAUUUUGAAGAACAGAUGAAGUCAUCCACAGAAUUUAUUGGAUUUCAUGUCUCUUCAUUAAGAAAUGGACCAUAUGUUAUUGCAGACGUAAUUGUAACAUACAACAAAAAUCGAAUCAGUUCUUCCUCAGUGGUCAAUGUUCUGUUUAUGCUUUCGGGACAUGGAUUCAUACAUCAAAUGAAAAUUGAAACAGAUCUCCAAUUUGACAAAAAAGUAAAACCAGGGGUCUGUCCACAAUUCUCUAUGGCUGUUUACAGAACCUGUCUAGACACUUGUACUGGAGAUACUUCAUGUUCAGGAAAACGGAAAUGCUGCUUCAAUGGAUGUGCCCGCAGUUGUAUUGAUCCAGGUUACGUAGGAGUGUCAACGACAGAAACCACUACAGAUUCGGACACAACUGUAACAAUGGAAGCCAGUACGCAAGUGACUACAACACACAGCCCGACUGGAACAGUUCCCCAGCAGCCCACCCCAUUACCUCCCAGUGGGCAGCAGAUGACUAUAACGAUAGAGUUAGAGAAAUAUAGCUGGUCUGAUGAGUUACUCCUAAAUAUGUCAUCUUAUUACCAGGAACUGAGGAGAAUCGUGAUGAAAAGCUUUCAAGAACAAUUCAGCGGAAUGCAAGCAUUUUUGGGAGUGGAGGUUAAAUCAUUCAGAUCUGGUGGAGUGUUUGUUGAUUUAGUCCUCUCGUAUGACAGAGCACUAACUGAUGCUGCCAGUCUGGUCAACACAAUCUUCCUCUUACUCAAUCACGGAUACAUACAUCAGUUACACGUCACUAACUAUCUGCGGUAUGAUUAUGUUGUGAAGGCAGGCACUUGUCCUCUGGUUACAACAGUAGGUUCGUGUACAGAACAAUGUACUGGUGACAGUAGAUGUCCUGGUGUACGGAAGUGCUGCUCUAAUGGUUGUGGUCAAAUGUGCACCGAUGUAUGGAUGCCUGUUUCCUCAUCAACAACUACAGAUAAACCUUCAGUACAGAUAACAACAACAAGGACAACAAUGCCAGCAAAUGUGGGUGUGCUUUCCGUCACUAUGGAGCUCCAGGAUUAUAAGUGGGAUCCGUCCCUGUUAGAUCAUCGAUCAUCCUACUAUCUACAGCUGGAAACCGCCAUCAAAACCAGCGUCUUACAGCUUUUUAGUCAGUCGAAAGCAAUUGUAGACGUACAGAUCACAUCUUUCCGAUCAAAGCAGAAUCGUGUUGACCUGGUCAUCUUGUACAAUGCGGACAACGCGGUUCUUAUGGAUUUAAUCACCAAGAUGAUACAAGCUAGAGAAAAACAAGCGGUCCAUGAUCUCAAAAUUACAAGUUAUAUGACAUUUGACACUCAACUGAAGGAAGGUACAUGUUCCCCAGCCUCGGUCGGUGGGUCCUGCUUUGAGGAUUGUAUGGGGGACGGGACCUGUCCCGGGGUGGAGAAGUGUUGUUCCACGGGCUGUGGAAGACUCUGCACGCCAGCUAUUCAAAUUCCCUGAUGUAACUGGACGUUGCUAAUCACUAAAGAUGGUGACAACACUUUUGGGAUGGGAUCAUUUAAAAUACUUCUAAAAAUUGGAAGCCGGCAUUGUGUGUCAAUGACUGAACGAAAAUGAUGUUUUCGUUGUUUUGUUAACAAUGUCAAUGGAAGAAAUGUUUAUGCCUACUAACGUAAAGAGAUGUGUUGUUGCUCUCAGAAUUUAUAUUGAAGAAAAUAUACAUAUUAUUAAAUAUCUAUAUAUAUUAUUUAAAAAUGUUUAUACAUAUUAUUAAAUGUUUAUGUCUAUUACUGUAAAGAUAUUUUGUUGCUUUCGUAAAU
Molecule: messenger RNA, 5504 nt
Organism: Saccostrea cuccullata (small rock oyster)
Lineage: Eukaryota; Metazoa; Mollusca; Bivalvia; Ostreida; Ostreidae
Exons: 39
Coding region: 166-5184 (1672 amino acids)
Cellular component (GO): extracellular region
Molecular function (GO): serine-type endopeptidase inhibitor activity
Source: RefSeq, a predicted model, not a curated record